Messenger RNA from Aureobasidium vineae, 1662 nucleotides. The record is from the annotation of a GenBank genome assembly. NCBI's taxonomy places the organism in Eukaryota, Fungi, Ascomycota, Dothideomycetes, Dothideales, Saccotheciaceae.
AUGUGGACUUCCCCUAUCCGGCCAACUGAUGUCCUUAAGCAGCGCGCAUAUGCCACGAAGGCCACUCCGCUGAAGGGAACCAAGUCUCGGAGACGCCUGUAUAUCGUCAGUGGUAUCGUCGUUGCCGCUGCUGGUGCUGUUGCUGUCAGUGACGACGCCCGCUACAUUUGGAUCGCCGCCCAGCGUACUGGAAGAGUCGUCGGCACUCUCGCCCUCAACAUCAACGACUACCGCCGCACUCUCAACCAAUACGAUGCCCUGCCUGAGCCCGACUACCAGGCUCUCCUCAAGGACUGCCACCAGCGCUGCGCCGAACGCACUCUGGUCGUUCUACAAAAGAAUGGCUCCAUCUUCGUCAAGUUGGGACAACAUCUUAGCAGCAUGAACUACCUCCUGCCCUCCGAGUGGUGUGAUACCUUCAUUCCAUUGCAAGACCAAUGCCCCGUGUCUUCCAUGGAGAGCGUCGAGGCCAUGGUACUCAAGGAUACAGGAAACACCCUGUCUCACUACUUCUCCGAGUUCGAGACCAACCCAAUCGGUGCAGCCUCGCUGGCCCAAGUUCACCGUGCUACCCUGCGCGAAACUGGCGAACGUGUCGCUGUCAAGGUCCAACAUCCUGCACUAGAUGAAUGGGCCACUCUCGACCUGGCUCUUACUCGCUUCACCUUCCGUACCCUAAAGCGUUUCUUCCCAGAAUACGACCUGACUUGGCUGAGUGACGAAAUGGACCAGAGUCUCCCGAAGGAGUUGGACUUCGCACUGGAAGGCUCCAACGCUGAACUUGCUCGCAAAUACUUCGCUGAAGUCGCGUACCUACCCGUAAUCAUUCCUAGAGUUCACUGGGCCCAGCGCCGCAUUCUUGUCAUGGACUAUGUAACUGGUCGUAGACCCGACGAUCUAGCCUAUCUUGACGCCAACAACAUCGACCGUGACGAAGUCUCAGCCGCCCUUGCCCGUAUCUUCAACGAGAUGAUCUUCGGCAAGGAUGCUCCCUUGCAUUGCGAUCCGCAUGGCGGCAACAUCGCUAUCCGCUUGAACACCUCCAAACGUGCCCCUAACAACUUCGACGUCAUUCUUUACGAUCACGGUCUCUACCGUGUGCCUGACAAUGCUCUUCGUCGCAGCUACGCCAAGCUAUGGCUUGCUGUUCUGGACGCCGAUGAGCCACGCAUGCGCCAAUACGCAAAAGAGGUGGCCGGAAUCAACGAUAAACAGUUCCCCCUGUUCGCUUCUGCAAUUACUGGCCGCGAUUACCGGGUUGUCACAAAGAGCGUUGCAACCUCUAGGACGGACGAGGAGAAAGAGGCCAUCUCAGACGCGCUAGGCGAUGGUAUGCUUGAGCAACUCGUUCAGCUCCUUGGCCAAGUGCCUCGUGUCAUCCUGCUUAUUCUCAAGACCAAUGAUCUCACACGCAGUCUUGAUGAGAACCUGCACACUCGCCAAGGACCAGUCCGCACCUUCAUGAUUCUAGCACGCUAUGCCGCUCGUGCAGUUUACGAAGAGAAGAUGGAGCUCUUGGCUGCUGCUGGAUUUGGCCCCAGAAGGCUCUGGCGCAGGUUCGCUGCAUGGGCUGAUUUUGCCCGCAUCGAAUUCAAGCUCUCUGCAUUCGAGACAUGGCUCAACAUCAAGAGAUUCCUGGGCAUGCAGCCCACGAUCAUCUAG